This is a messenger RNA of Eremothecium sinecaudum, 711 nucleotides long. It is a transcript of the gene GEP7, whose product is annotated as Gep7p. The record is from RefSeq and is a predicted model, not a curated record. Lineage: Eukaryota; Fungi; Ascomycota; Saccharomycetes; Saccharomycetales; Saccharomycetaceae. The transcript has a single exon. Bases 1 to 711 code for a protein of 236 amino acids.
AUGCCCAAGCUUACUCCCACAGGUCAUCGUACGGUCCCUCUCUCGCUGAUUCAGCGUCAGAUACAAAGAACUGGCUCCCCCAGUGCUAAAGCUGCCGCUGCAAAGGCUGCAGGAGCCCAACUAUUGGCAGGAUCAUUCAAAGACCUUGGGUCGAUGUUCUCUCUAUUACAGUCUUCAGAAGAUGAUGAAUUGGAGAUUAAACAACGUGCGGAGGCGAAUUUGUCAAUGGUAAGGUCUGGUGAGGCAGAACAUGUGUUGCGCCAGAAAUAUUGUGUGCGAGAUGGCGAGCCAUGUAGUGCAAAUUUACUGCUCGCCAAGUUCCCUGGAACCAGAGAUGAACAAGACUUGAUCCAGAUAGGUGUGUCGGAGAUGAAUUCACGUGUCUGGAAGGAGGUACCCGAUGUGUGGAAACAAAUUGCAUAUUUUCAGGCUUUUGGCCCUUGGGGACCUCGUAAGGGAAUCUCGUUUACAGGUAAACCAGAAGACUUCUUUGCCAAGGACAAGAAACAACUCUGGUCGUGUACGAAGUUUAGGCAGCAGGAUCUCACUAAGAUGAAUCAGUUAAUAGACCCAAUUUCUCGGUGGAUUCUAUUUGCGGGUGCAGUGCUGUCUUCCAUCGCUAUUAUAAUGGAUCUAAAGCGCCGCAGGCAUUCCGACGACGCGAUGGUAACGGUCCUUGACGACCUGUAUAUCGAAAGCAAAACAGACUAG